AUGACUCGCUCGCCAGUUCUCCCGCCAUGGGUCUCCACGUGGCUUCUGGUUUCCGGUGUGAUUUGUCUAAUUGAUGUGAUCUAUACCAUGUUCCGCCCAUAUACAAAUGCACCCGAUGGUUUUGUGUCGAAUACAUUGUUUUAUGGAUGGAAACUCUACUCCUCCGUUGACAUCCGCUAUGCCGAUACCAAAGACGUUGUGACUUGCUCCACAGGACGUGUUAUGCUUAUUGAGAUCGUUAUGAACUUCGUAGCUGUCUACCUGGCUCUCAAACGAUCACGUCACGCCCUUCUUGUUGCCUUCACAACCAGCGCGUUUGUUUUCUGGAAGACCUUCUGGUACCUGGUCAUGUACAUUGCCCCACCAGCCGGAACCCCUUCUUUCUUCACUGACAACUAUGGGUAUUUGGGAAUCACUCUAAUCUUCUGGAUUCCAAAUGGUGUUUGGGUGGUUAUGCCGUUUUUGGCCAUGUGUGCACUUUGGAAUCGUCUUGCCUUGCCAGUAGAGUAUCAGGAGCAAGAAAACAACAACUACGAAAAACCACCUGGAUUGUCGUCGCCGUUGUCGUCGCCAUAA
This is a messenger RNA of Caenorhabditis briggsae, 576 nucleotides long. Bases 1 to 576 code for a protein of 191 amino acids. The record is from RefSeq and is a predicted model, not a curated record. Lineage: Eukaryota; Metazoa; Nematoda; Chromadorea; Rhabditida; Rhabditidae. The transcript has 5 exons.